This is a messenger RNA of Micropterus dolomieu (smallmouth bass), 1024 nucleotides long. It is a transcript of the gene arg1, whose product is annotated as arginase 1. The record is from RefSeq and is a predicted model, not a curated record. Lineage: Eukaryota; Metazoa; Chordata; Actinopteri; Centrarchiformes; Centrarchidae. Gene Ontology annotation, cellular component: cytoplasm; nucleus; cytosol. Gene Ontology annotation, molecular function: arginase activity; manganese ion binding. The annotation marks the transcript as partial. The transcript has 6 exons.
UGAGCAGCUCCUCUCGCCUCUGAGGUUUCUACUGAGAGCGUUUGUGUUUGUGUCUGCAGGCUGUGCAGUGAAGGAUUAUGGGAACCUUAAGUUUGAGGAAGUGGCGGACGACGAGCCGGUGGGUCGGGUGAAACGUGCGCGGGCGGUGGGCAGCGCCAACCAGAGGCUGUCAGCGGCGGUGCAGGCGGUGAAGCGGGACGGACACACGUCGGUGAUGCUGGGAGGAGACCACAGUCUGGCGAUUGGUUCGAUCCACGGUCACGCGGCGGCGGUCGGGGAGCUGAGCGUCGUGUGGGUCGACGCCCACGCCGACAUCAACACGCCGCUGACCUCGUCCACCGGAAACAUCCACGGGCAGCCCGUGUCCUACCUCCUCCACGAGCUGCACUCAGAGGUUCCCGUCUUGCCAAACUUCUCCUGGAUCAAGCCGUGUGUCUCGGCCAAAGAUCUCGUCUACAUCGGAUUGAGAGACGUGGAUCCCGGGGAGCAUUACAUCCUGAAGCUGCUGGGUGUGAAGGUGUUUUCCAUGUCGGACGUGGAUCAUCUCGGUGUGGCCAGAGUCAUGGAGGAGACAUGUGACUACCUCUCUGCCAGAGUGAAGAAACCGAUCCACCUGAGCUACGACAUCGACGCCAUCGACCCCUCUGUUACCCCGGCGACCGGGACACCUGUGGUGGGAGGACUCACCUACAGAGAGGGCGUCUACAUCACUGAACACCUCUGUCAGACAGGUCUUCUGUCGGCUGUGGACAUGGUGGAGGUGAAUCCUCUGAGGGGUCAGUCCAAAGAGGACGUCCAGUCUACAGUCAGCACGGCGGUGGACCUGCUGCUCGGAUGUUUCGGACGCCUACGUGAGGGAAACCACCCGCAGGAUUACCAGCUGCCCCGGCCUUGAUAGUGGGCGACCGCAGUUUCUCGGACUGCACGCUACCUAAAGGUCUCUGAUCACCAGCAGGAACUGAACCGACGAUCAGAUUCAUACUUAAGCACCUCAGAGAUGAUUAAACUUCCAAAUUUUAAACUU